Molecule: messenger RNA, 3553 nt
Organism: Paramormyrops kingsleyae
Lineage: Eukaryota; Metazoa; Chordata; Actinopteri; Osteoglossiformes; Mormyridae
Product: CMRF35-like molecule 8
Source: RefSeq, a predicted model, not a curated record
CCUGUGUCUCGCUUGCAGCAGCUGUGCGCCGGGUACCAGGCGAACCGUUACAGCAUGACUGUGCUCCCGUGCAUCCUCAUGCUCCUGUACGCUGACUCAUGCUUCUGUAUGGGCCCCUGGGUACUGAGGUGCCCCUACAUGCCAGAACAGAAAGACAUGCACCGUGUCUGGUGCAAGAGGACCUCUGCUGAUUGCUGCUCCGGUAUUGUCUUCAACAACACCACGUCCCAGCUGGAAAACGGUGCAGUCAUGGUGCACGAGGAUUCUGGGACCUUCAGCCUGAAAGUAUUGCGGCUCUCCCAGGGUGAGGGGGUCUACUGGUGUGGACUGCUGAAUCUUAAGAGUGACAUCAUCAAAUUGGCUGAGAUGGAGAUGCAGCGUGACCUUCUGAAUGAUGUGUGGUGGAUUCUCCGCUGGAUCCUGAUGGCAGUAUUACUUACAAUAACACCCACCAUGCACCUGUGCUUCAGGAUUAAGAAAAAAAGACAAAGUUAGAGAUGAGGCUAUCAAACUGGAAACACUGUCUGAUGCUUGACAGAGGGACUGAGAUGCCUCUUUACGACAGAAGCUGAACAGCUGUAAUAUUUGCCAUUUUGCCCAGUAAGAGAGAACCCAUUUAAAUUGUUGCAUUAAUUUUUUGAUACAAUAUUUUCAUGCUUGUCAGGUCAAAAUGCUUUUCAGAAUUAAAUAAAUAUAAUAAAUGUAAUAAAUAAAUGUACUAAAUAAAUCUACCGAGAAAAUUGUUUAUUUCUUCCAGCUUUUAUUUAAUUAUUAAAUUAUUUCUUACUGGUUUAGUUAAAUUAUUUGUUUAUAUAUUUAUUUUGAUACUGCCGUACAUGACAUGAAAAAAGCCUUGAAAUGUAAACUUUCACAGAUAAGACAUAGAGGUCUUAGUGAUUGUUUGAGUGCUUCCAAGCCUCUAGUGGCUGCAGUUUGCAGCAAUCGAACCAUGAGUCACAGGUGGAUGAGUGAAAGGAAAAAUUAGCUGUCCAGUAUUGCUUCACUAAGCAACUUUACAGGAUGGCCAUCUAGGGGCACCGUUCCCAAAAACUCUCAUUAGAAACUUAUAUAGUUGUACCCAUUCAGUUAGCAACUGUGCUUAAGGGAAACGUCUCCAAGGGUGAGUCACACUGCAAUCAGAUAUUCUCAUUUGUAGCCUGCUGCAUUGCAGAAGUUCCUCAAAGUUUGAAAAUACAUUUUCAUCAGAGUAGUACACAGAAAGAGUUGCCACCACUGCAGUCUCUUCUGACACCCUUUCAGUUUUCUCUCUGAAGUCUGUUAUAAGAUGGGCAGCAUCCAUUUCAUCUGCAGUAAUCAGUAUUUUUCAUUCCAAAUCUAGUAAGCUCUUCUGGGGGAUACAUUCCAAGACCUACCAUAGAUAGCUAAAACCAUGGAUAAUGGCAAACCAUCUGCGGACCCGUAUCAGGUUAACCAACUUCGGUCAGCUGGCUAGAGUGAGUUUUUCAAUUUGAGAGAACCCUGCACACACAUGCACAUGCAUUUACAUAUAGUUAACAGUUUUAUUACCUUAUAAAUAGUCUGUAGGGUUUGCAAACUGCCCCAGUAGCUAAUUUUAUGUUUACAAUGGAAUGACAUAAAUUUGCCCCUCCAUGAGUCGCCACCUUAUCAUGGUGGGGGGGUUUGUGUGCCUCCAUGAUCUUACUAGCUGUGUUGUCAGGGGCAAUUGCCCCUGGUAGGGUCUCCAAAGGCUAAUUGGUCCUAAGUGAGCAGCCAGACUAAUUGUGAUUCCGAGCACCCCGAUGAAAAUAAUACAAUGGACCAGGUUACAUCGCCAGGAUUGGAGAGACCAGGGUCUCACCCUGGAGCCAGGCCUGGGGUGGGGGGAGACUGAAGACAAGUGUCUGGUGGCUGGGCCAAUGAAGCUAGCUAUGGUUUGCAUUGCUAGCAGUAAGUCAGUCUCUUUCCUGGGGGUGUUGGACUAUGGCAUGGCUGCCUUACCAUUGAUUCUGUUCAUAAUCUUUAUUGACAGAAUUUUUAGGCAUGGUGAAGGGGCGGAGGGGGUCUGGUUCGGGCGGCCUCAGGAUUGUGUCUUAGCUUUUUGCAGAUGAUGUGGUUCUGCUGGCGUCACUGGGCUGUGACCUGCAGCUUGCACUGGGCAGGUUGCAACUGAGUGUGAGGCGGCUGGGAUGAGGAUCAUCUGACGUUUUAACCUAAAUCUCAAGAGAUGAUAGAGCAAUGAAAUUUGUCAUGUACUAAAGGAUGAUGGAGCAAAGACAAUCAUGCAUUGUAUACCCCACAAAGGACGAAGCAACGGCGAAAGCACAUUGAUACUAGGGAUAGCUGAAACCGCAGAUACUGAUGGACUGCUGUAUAUCCAGCGUGGCCAUGCUGGGCUAGACAGGAGUGAUCGAGUGAAAGUGACGCACCAAACAAAAAACCAGCAUUCACCAGAGCCCUCCCUCAAACCUUUGAUGGCUGAAUGUGACAGUGUGCAUUUCAAGGUUUAUUUCAUGUCAUGUAUGGAAUUAUUGAAAUCAAUCAAUCAGUUAAUUAAACCAGCACGAAAUAGCUCAAAUAAUUAAAAUCUGGAAGAAUAUAAAAUUUUCUCAAUAAAUUUAUUCAUGGUCAUAUGUCAUUGACGUUUAUGUAUUGCCACAUUACAGAGUAUGUUUUUAAAUUCAUACAUUUGUUUUAUUUAUGUUUAGUCCGAAUAAUCCCUCCAUAGUUACAAUCUUGUUAACAGUGUUUGAAACAAUGCACUUACCACUGAAUUAUGCUUGCAGCGCUGUUUCUUUAAUAUUUGUAUUUUCCAGCAGGGGGCAGUAAAUAUACAAUAAUUGCUACAUCCCUAUAAACAUUAAUCCUACAGCCAGUUUUAAUGACAUAAUUCUACAUUUUAAUGCUAUAUUUAGAGAGAAACUAACUGCUGUAAAUAAAAUAUGACAAAUUGUAUGAAUUUAUUCAGACUAAUUGUCACAUUCCAUCAAUGAAAGAGGCAGGAGCAGGUGUGAGGGUAAACCAAAUGGGGGGGGUUUAUUAAGGAAGGAGAACAGGGUUAACAAAACCUUACCAUGUCGGGUCAAAUACAAGACAAAACUGGCAGGUAGGGAAAUCACUAUAGCACACACUGGGGUGACAUCAAUGACCAAACUGGGGAGCACAGGACUGGGAGGCACUCUUAUACACCAUUGAUGAGGAGCAAAUGAGAGGCAUCUGGUGUGAAUCAUAUGAGGGCAGAAAUGAGAGGUAAGACAAAUUAGUAACAGGUGGGGCUCAUUAGCGCCACACUGGGGAAAGAACAAGGGGGCAGGAAUGCAGGGUGUGACACUAAUGCAUUUAAAUUUCAAUCAGCUCCCAAGUGGACCACCCGGCUAUACGCUCCUAUCUAUAAUAACAUACCCUGGACAGCCUCAGUUCAGGUAAAUCAUAUCCAUCAGAAACGCAAUGUUCAGAUCUCAAGUUGGGAGUGACCUUAAACAAUUGCCUGUCUAAACAAACAAAAUGAGCUUUUUAAUGUCCACGUCAGCUAUGAGAAAAGUUGGGCCUAUGUAACAUUUUGUGACCUUAAAAUAAACUAAAACAGUAUAUUGAC